AUGGAUGAGUCCAUUGGCAGAUCCAAUGAAUCCAAUGGUGAGUGUGUUGUGAAGGAAGGGAAAGCAGAUAUUCUUCGGCUGCCAUUUGUCUUCUACAACAGAGUCCAAGAAUUCAACCGAGACUUUAGUGUUCUCGCGAUUAACACUUUCCUGAAGAAUGAGUUGUGGAAGAAUGGCGUCAAACCAAACAAAUGGAUCAAAGACGAGAUGACAAUAUUGGACGCGUUGUCGGCCACUGGUUUGCGAUCCAUAAGAUAUGCGUUGGAAUGCAAUGAAUCUGUUCUUCCGCUUAAGAUAUUCGCAAACGACGUCUCGAAGAAAGCCAUUGAAACUAUCGAUAAGAAUAUCGAGAGGAAUGGUGUCAGCGAUAGGGUUGUGUCCAAUCAAGAGGACGCCGCACUCUUUAUGGUUAAGAACCGGAAUGUGAAGCAAAGAUUUUCAAUCAUUGAUUUGGAUCCGUAUGGAAGCGCCUCUCCAUUCCUGGACUCGGCUGUGCAGGCAUUGGCAGAGGGAGGCCUUCUCAUGAUUACGUGCACUGAUAUGGCCGUCCUCUGUGGUAAUCACAGUGAAGUCUGUCACGCCAAGUACGGAUCAAUUGCACUCAGAUCUAAAUCGUGUCAUGAAAUGGCUUUGCGAAUAAUUCUUCGAAGUGUGGAAUCGCAUGCUAACAGAUAUGGCAGAUAUAUUGUGCCAUUACUUUCCCUAAGCAUUGACUUUUACGUGAGAAUAUUCUUACAAAUCUAUACCUCUCCUCAUGAGGUGAAGAGGAGCGCCAGACAUUCGGAAAGUGAAUAUAACUUCAAUCCGACGGCACCUAAAGUCGACCGUAAAUGCGAGCACUGCGGCUCCACAUACCACAUGGGAGGUCCCAUUUGGUCGGAUCCCAUACAUUCAUCUCAAUUCAUUAAUCAAUUGCAGAAACAAUUAUCCGAUUUUAAUGAACAGGACUUUAAAACUCAUAAACGAAUGCAUGGAAUGCUUCAGGUUUUAAGCGAAGAACUGGUCGAUUGUCCGCUUUAUUACAGUCUCGACCGACUCUGUCGUGUAGUCCAGUGUUCGAUGCCUUCUAUGAAAACAUUUCGUUCGGCGCUAUUGAACGGAGGCUUUCAGGUGUCGUACUCUCACGCCAGCAAGACUUCCGUUAAGACAAACGCACCCAACGCUUACAUUUGGGAUGUUAUGCGAGAGAUUGAAAAACUUAAGGAUAAACACAGUUUGGCUGAAGAGUGUCCAGGAUAUCAGAUAAUUAGCAAAGAGUCAACACAUGUGGUGUCUUUGGAAACGCACGAAAACGCCGAACCCAUGUCUAAGGAAAUGCAAUUAUUGCGAUAUCAGGUGAACCCCGAACCCAAUUGGGGGCCUCAGAGCCUGCCAUCAAAAGCAGGAGACAAACGACUCUUAAAUCAGGGUAAGAGAGGCCGACCUAAAGAUGGCGAUGAACCACAUAAUGAUAGUAAAAAAAUGCAUAAUUCAUAAUAAGUAACUUUUAUUCAUAUUAAAGACUAUUUUAUUUAAUAACAUAUCAUAUGAUAUUCUAACGAAAUAAC
Molecule: messenger RNA, 1547 nt
Organism: Oppiella nova
Lineage: Eukaryota; Metazoa; Arthropoda; Arachnida; Sarcoptiformes; Oppiidae
Source: the annotation of a GenBank genome assembly